Molecule: messenger RNA, 1556 nt
Organism: Melanotaenia boesemani (Boeseman's rainbowfish)
Lineage: Eukaryota; Metazoa; Chordata; Actinopteri; Atheriniformes; Melanotaeniidae
Gene: emc7b
Product: ER membrane protein complex subunit 7b
Exons: 5
Coding region: 125-847 (240 amino acids)
Cellular component (GO): EMC complex
Molecular function (GO): carbohydrate binding
Source: RefSeq, a predicted model, not a curated record
GUGACGUCAUUUUCCGCAGAGACAGCUGAUGUAGAACUCUGCCGCUUCUUCCGCAACCUGCACUGGAAUAAAUGUUGACACACAAUCGUUUAGAGGUAGUUCUAGUUUUAUAAAGGUAUACAGUAUGUUGUACAGAGAAAGAAUACCGCUGUUAUGGCUUUUCGUGCAAGCUACGUUCGUCUUGGCGUGGUGUUUCACUGACAUGGAUCCUGGGCCUGGUGCAGGUGUAUCGACACAGCCAAACGGAGACCGGUUUAAAAUCGAGGGAAGAGCGAUAGUUCCUGGGGUGAAAACGCAGGACUGGGUCUCUACGGCCAGAGUACUGGUUGAGGGUGAAGAAUACAUUGGGUUUUUAAGAACUGAUGGAAGUUUUGCUGUAAAUGACAUUCCUUCAGGAUCUUAUGUUGUUGAAGUCAUCACCCCCACAUACAGAUUUGAGCCUGUGCGUGUUGAUAUUACAUCCAAGGGUAAAAUGAGGGCACGUCUUGUAAACUAUAUCAAAACUUCAGAGGUGAUUCGCCAGCCAUAUCCACUUCAAAUCAGGUCUUCUGGUCCUCACAGCUACUUCAUGAAGAGAGAAACAUGGGGCUGGACGGACUUCCUUAUGAACCCAAUGGUUAUGAUGAUGGUUCUGCCCCUGCUGAUCAUUGUUUUACUGCCCAAGGUGGUCAACACCAACGACCCAGAGAUGAGAAAGGAAAUGGAGCAGUCCAUGAACAUGCUAAACCCCAACCCCGAGCUUCCAGACGUCUCUGAGCUCAUGACCAAGCUGUUCUCUGGCUCCAAGGGCUCCAGCAAGGCAGGCAGCAGCAGCAAGGGCACCAGGCCAGCAGCCAAGAGGAGGUAGUACUGUAUCUGUUUGCAAAGAUCCACCUAAAGAAGCUUGACUUAUCCCAUGGAAGCAGGAUUUUUAAGUGUAAUUUUUCCCCUUCUGGGUCUAUUGGACAGAUUUCUUUAUUAGUAGAUGUUUUGAGCACAUCUUGAUUUCUAAUAUUAUAUUGGAAACUGAAUGGAACGUUUUUUUCUUCAUACUGCACUGAUUAAAUUAUCUGUAAAAGCUGUUAUUCAUCUGCUCUAUACAUACAUCCUACGUGUAACUUUGCUAUUCAUCAGUCUUUCUUUUUCUAACCCUCCGUUUUGUAUUUUUCCACUGCUGCUAAUUUACCACCUGAAAAGAGCAUAUAUACAUAUUGAGAGAUUUUCUUCUGUCGAUUUCCCUAAUAUGACUGUGAAUGAAUAAAAUUUUAAUUUUAAGAUUGAUAAAUUCUUAUUUAAAUGCCUAGAUGAAUAAAUUGCAAAGAUAUAUGACAAGUGUGUUUUUAUUUUAGACUUCAUUUGUUUGAAAGUAAAGACAUGAAAUUCUUAUUCCUUAAAUCAUUGGGUACUGUAUGGCUAGAAGUCACAUACUGUACAUUUUGUGCCUGAGGUGUACAGAUUCAAAUGGAUAAAAAAGUCGGUAAAGAGCUGUGUGGUUGCUUUUAAGAUCUCUAUUGAGUGUUUUUGGUUUUACUUUAAAUAAAAAUGGAGAGUAAAUAUUAAAGUCAUUAACAAAUGUG